AUGGGUUUGAGAAACUCUUAUGUUUUGUGCAUGGCACUUAUGUUGUCUUUCUCUUCGAUUAAUUGUAUUGACAUAACAACUAUUUUGGGCCAAAACCCAGAAUUCUCCACUUUCAACAAAUACCUAACCGAAACCAAGUUGGCUGAACAAAUCAACGCUGCAAAAGCCGUUACAAUUCUCACCAUCGAUAACACCGAUAUCGCUGGUCUCUCUGGUAAAUCACUUGACGCCGUUAAAACCGUUAUUGGAACCCACAUUAUAACCGAUUUCUACGAUGAAAAGAAACUCUUUGAAGCCAUUGGAAGCCAUGCAGAAUUGGCUACACUCUCACCGGCUUCCGGCUUAGCCGCUAAGAUCUACGUGGCACUUAUUAAUGAAGGUGAAGUUGCAUUUGGUUCAGCUGUUGCUGGUUCAACUUUUGAUGCUAAGCUUGUUAGAACCGUUAAGACUGAAACUGGAGUCCUAUCAGUUCUUCAGGUUUCGCAACCUAUUGUUAAGGUGGCUGAUUCUGCUCCAGUGAACGCAGCACCAGAGAUAGUUUCUGGUGCUGCUGGAAAUGUUGCUUCAGCCACCGCGUCUGUGGUGGGUGAGGCACCUGAGAGUGAGGUUGCUGGUGCACAUGCACCUGCUCCUAGUGCUUCUUCUCGUACCACGUUUGGGUUCAUUGGUGCUGUUAUGGCUUUUGCUUCCAUUUUUGUCGCUUUGUAA
This is a messenger RNA of Vicia faba (fava bean), 708 nucleotides long. NCBI's taxonomy places the organism in Eukaryota, Viridiplantae, Streptophyta, Magnoliopsida, Fabales, Fabaceae. The record is from the annotation of a GenBank genome assembly.